This is a messenger RNA of Marasmius oreades (fairy-ring Marasmius), 2499 nucleotides long. RefSeq lists its product as uncharacterized. Lineage: Eukaryota; Fungi; Basidiomycota; Agaricomycetes; Agaricales; Marasmiaceae. The coding region runs from base 1 to 2499 and encodes 832 amino acids. Gene Ontology annotation, cellular component: centrosome; cytoplasm. The transcript is spliced from 14 exons. Gene Ontology annotation, molecular function: dynein light intermediate chain binding; microtubule binding. Gene Ontology annotation, biological process: cytoskeleton-dependent intracellular transport; cytoplasmic microtubule organization. The record is from RefSeq and is a predicted model, not a curated record.
AUGUCAGACGCUCCCACUCUUAAAGAGACUGAAGCCUUCGUCAAUUUCUUCGCGACAUUUCAGCUAACAAAUUCCAUCUCUUCUCUUUCUGACCUCUCUGAUGGAGUCGCACUCUUUGAAGUUUUAUCGCUAGUCGAUGCGGACUACUUCCGUCAGUCAACCAGGCCUUCUGCUUCAUCAGAUAAUUGGGUCUUGCAUUUCAAUACCUUGAAGCGACUCUAUCGCCUUAUGACCCAGUAUUUCGCGGACGUGCUACAGAAACCAACGAGCGGUUUAGAUGUCCCAAACUUGCAGGCCAUGGCCAAGAAUUCAGAUGCAUCCGCCACGCUAACGAUGUGCAGACUGACGAUUGCGAUAGGUGUUCAAUGUGAGAUGAACAAGGAGUUCAUCGACAAGAUUCAGGGAUUAAGCGAGGUUAACCAGCACCAUCUCAUGAGGGCCAUAGAACAGGUCAUGACAAGGAUAUCUGCAGUUGCUACGACAGACUCGCUGGGCGAUGCCAGCAUGACGGAAGACGAUCACUAUUAUCGUAUUCAAUCAGAGAAGAGUCAAAUAAUGUCAGAAAAAGAAAGCCUUGAAAUGGCCUACCAUCUGCUACUCGAAGAGCAUCGGCAAUUGCAAACAACUCAUGAGGACCUAAUUUCAGAACGAGACGAUGCACUCGCACAAGCACGCCAAGCCAAACAGGAUCUGGAGAGUAAAAGAAGCGAUGGUAAAGCCGAUGUAAUGUUGAGGGCGGAAAACGAUAGAUUACGGACUGACAUCCAAAAGAGUGAAGAUAAUUUAGCAAUCUCCGAGUCCGAACUCGAAAAACAGACGAAGUUAGUUUCCGAACUCACAAGAGAGAACUCCGAUUUGCGAGAACAGGUAGACAUGGCGCAGAAGUAUAAGGAUCAACUAGACGAGCAGCGUCACGCCGUCGAAAAGUUGUCGAAAAUGGAGAAUGUGAUGGAGAAGUACAAGAAGAAACUGCAAGAAGGAUCUGAACUUCGUCAAACUGUUAAAGCUCUGGAAAAGCAGAACUCCGAGCUUGUCGAUAAAAACGCCUCCCUGGAAGAGGAAUAUCGUAAAGUCGCCGGUUUCAAGCCUCUCAUGGACUCCUACAAGAAUCAGAUCGCUGAGCUAGAAACCAAGUACACGGGUCGUACUCAAGAGAUGGAGAAUCUCAGGUUUGAGCUGGAACAAACUCGUAUAAAAUUCAAAAUAACAACGGAAGAACGGGCAAAAGAUUCAGAGACUUUGGAACUUUACCAAGAACGUAUUCGGGAGCUGGAAUUGGCUGCGCCCAAAUCUCCGAAACACACGAGGUCGCAGACAGCCACAAGUGACGUUUUCUCACGAGGCGAGUCACUUGAAGGAGCCAUCGCAACGGACAAAGAGACGGAGUUAGACGAUGAGGGACGACACAUGGGCCUUGGCGGAGAGUUGGACGAUGCUCUGUCUGGCACAACAAUGACAGACCUGAAGAUUCAGAUCAGUAAAUUAAAGCGGGAGCUUGAAUCGAUGAGGAAGAACGAAGCCGAUGCGAGCAAGAUGCUUGUAAUGGAGAACUUACUGGAAGAUGCCAAUCGAAUGAAGCAACGGUACGAGGCAGAUUAUCUGGCGGCACAUAGAGAGAAGCUCGUCCUUCAGCGCGACUUGGACGAAAUUAGGAACGGGAAAUCUAUGGGCGAUAGCACUGCGACUGCCAUUGCUCUACGCCAGCGAUUGAACGAAACGGUCGAGCAAUUGGAAGAGUUGAGGAAAACUCAUGCCGAGCUCGAAGUUAAGUUCGAAACACAGCAAAAAGAGCUGACUAUCACAAAGUCUGAUUUAACUCUCGUCAAUAAAGACCAGUUGGAUAUUCUCGCGUCGCUGCGUGAGUCUGUCAACGAAGACAAGGCAGGUUUGGAGGCCGACAUAGAAAGACUCCGUAAACAAAACAAGGAAUUGUCGGACAAGAACAAGAUGCAAUUAGAGCAGGUCAACGCACUUUUGCUAGAUAAAGUCAGUAUGCAAAGCGAAGAGAUCAGCCAGCGAGAAAAGACACUACAGCGUGAACGAGACUUUGGUGAACUACGUGCGGCACUGUCGGGGAAAGACAUUCCUGAAGACAUUAAAUCGCGCCUGCUAGCUCUACACGAGGAGAAUGUUUUAUUGAAAGAAACCAAUAAGACCGUGAACGAGAAGUUAGCCAAAGCCAAGCAGUUCAUCAGAGAGCAAGACAAAUUAUUCCGCGAGGAACAUCGCGGAUUUGCACCUGCGGGAACACUCGGAGAGGCAGAGACAAGCCUUCGCUCUCAAAUCAAGAUCCUAGAAGACGAAAGAGACCGGCAGAAGCUGUUAAUGAAAGAUCUACAGAAGCGUUACGAGCAAGAGCAGGUUGUAAUGAUCGCGGUUCUACACAAUUUGGGUCAAGAUAUCGCCAGGAAUCACCUAGGUGGACAGCGACCUGGUCCCACCAAGUCAGCCUGGCUUUCGGGUGUACGAAACACGAAUCGUUUGCAGAGAAGCGGUUGA